Messenger RNA from Calidris pugnax (ruff), 1713 nucleotides. It is a transcript of the gene CEP41, whose product is annotated as centrosomal protein 41kDa. The record is from RefSeq and is a predicted model, not a curated record. Lineage: Eukaryota; Metazoa; Chordata; Aves; Charadriiformes; Scolopacidae. The transcript is spliced from 11 exons. The coding region runs from base 72 to 1163 and encodes 363 amino acids. Gene Ontology annotation, biological process: protein polyglutamylation; cilium assembly. Gene Ontology annotation, cellular component: ciliary basal body.
UGGGACGCCCGAACCGGGCGGCGGGUGGAGGGGUAGCGGUGAGGGAGUGGUGCGGCGGUGGCAACAGCAAGAUGUCGAGCAGGAGGAGUGUUGGGGACCCGGAGUAUUUAACCAGGCGCAUCCCUCAGAAUCCCAGAUACCAACAUAUAAAAACCCGCCUCGAUACUGGAAGCAGUUUGACAAAAUACACUGAGAAGUUGGAAGAGAUCAAAAGAAAUUACAGAUAUAAAAAGGAUGAGCUGUUUAAAAGGCUGAAAGUGACUACUUUUGCCCAGUUGGUCAUCCAGGUUGCCUCUCUAUCUGAUGAAACCUUAGAAGUGACAAAUGAGGAGAUCCACGAGCUGGAAGAUGGUGAUUCUGCUCCUCCAGAUGCUGAAGUCUCAGCAGGGACAAAUGGGAAAGGAAGCCCUGAUGGGACACCUAGUCCAGUCCUCUUCAUAAACAACACAGGGGCUGUGGAAUCCUAUCGGUCCACCCUGCAGAGUGUGAUAAGCGGCGUUGGCGAACUUGAUAUAGAAAAGGACACUCCAAAGAAAGUGGACACUCAGGCUAAAGACAUGCCUUAUCCCGACUGCCCCUUCCUGCUUUUGGAUGUACGAGACCAGGAUGCGUACGAUCAAUGUCACAUUAUUGGAGCUUAUUCCUACCCUAUUGCAACGCUCUCUAGAACAAUGAACCCAUAUACAAAUAAUAUUCUGGAAUAUAAAAAUGCACAUGGAAAAAUCAUCAUUUUGUACGACAACGAUGAGAGGUUGGCCAGCCAGGCUGCCACAACCAUGUGUGAGAGGGGCUUUGAGAACUUGUUUAUGUUAUCUGGAGGUCUCAAGGUCCUGGCACAGAAGAUCCCUGAAGGACUGAUCACCGGCUCGCUCCCCGUGUCCUGCCAAGUGACAGCUCCCACUGGAUCUGCCCGAAAAAAGACCUCUCCCAAAGUGCCACCCACCCGUGCUGAGAACAAAUGGAGAUUCUCUGCGGAUGAUCUACAAAAGAUAAAGUUCUACCUGGAAGAGGAACACGUUCCUUCAGAUGCUGCUAGCCAUCGUGGUUCUUCAGGCCGUAAUUCCAAGGUGACAACCGUGAGGAGCAGCGCCGCUGGCAACGUGGGGUCCCUCACCGCCCGCUCGUUCAGCAAGAGCAGCCUCCAGAACAGGCCGUGGAAAUAAGCCAGCCGUGUCUUUCACUAAUUGGACAUCCAGGUUCUGGGAACCCUGAGCAGUGCAGCCCGUUUGUCGUUUUAGGAAUCCGCAGGGAACAGCAGCAGUGGUGUGUAAAUGGCAGCUCUGGUAAGGCUGGGAGCGCUGGGACGGCUGAUGUUUCGUAGAAGCAGGAACGGGAUCACUUUGGCAAGGUGGAAUUUUAGGUGAGGUGUCAGGACAGAGUUAUCUAACUGAUAUUUUUUUUUAGAGGAGGGAGUAAACUGGUAGUGACCAGUAGAAACGGUUCUGCGAAGCUUUUAGGUCAGAGGAAUGAAUUUGUGUCUGUAACACGCUCCUGUGCUGAGCCCCCAGAACCACAGAUUGUGUGACCAGGAGAACAGAAACCAGAAACCAUCUGUGAGCAAAAAAACAUGGUGUUUUGUAGCAAAGAUAAAGACAUUCAACAACUUGCCAAAAAUGCUGGAGAGAGGAUUCCCUAAGUUGUUUGGUUUGUUUCGUUAUUUAUUUUUAUGUUAAUGAACAGAAGUAUUUGUAAUAAAGAUGUGUUUGGAAAUAA